Falco peregrinus (peregrine falcon) is the source of this 1162-nucleotide messenger RNA. It is a transcript of the gene NAGK, whose product is annotated as N-acetylglucosamine kinase. The record is from RefSeq and is a predicted model, not a curated record. The transcript has 10 exons. Lineage: Eukaryota; Metazoa; Chordata; Aves; Falconiformes; Falconidae. Gene Ontology annotation, molecular function: N-acetylglucosamine kinase activity. Bases 31 to 1059 code for a protein of 342 amino acids.
CGGCCACGGGCGAGGCCUGGCACGGCACCGAUGGCGACUGUCUUCGGCGGCGUGGAGGGAGGGGGCACCCACUCCAGGGUGGUGCUGGUCUCCGGAGAUGGCCGGAUCCUGGCCGAGGUGGAGGGACCCUGCACGAACCAUUGGCUCAUCGGCUCCGAGAAGUGCCUGGAGAGGAUCGAGCGGAUGGUCCGUGAGGCCAAGAGCAAAGCUGGCAUCGACCCCCACAUCCCCCUCCGCUCGCUGGGGCUGUCCCUCAGCGGCGGUGACCAGAAGGAUGCCAUCGCCAAGCUGGUGGAGGAGCUGCGCCGGCGCUUCCCCGACCUCAGCCAGAGCUACUGCAUCACCACUGAUGCCGUUGGGGCCAUGGCCACCGCCACCGACCGCGGUGGCAUCGUCCUGAUCUCAGGUACUGGCUCCAACUGCAAACUCAUCAACCCCGACGGCUCAGAGACGGGCUGUGGUGGCUGGGGACACAUGAUGGGUGAUGAAGGCUCAGCAUACUGGAUCGCGCACCAGGCUGUGAAGAUGGUGUUCGACUGCAUGGACAACCUGGAGGUGCCACCCCACGAUGUCAGCUACAUCAAGCAGGCCAUGUUUGACUACUUCCAGGUCUCUGACAGGAUGGGCCUUCUGACACAUCUCUACCGCACCUUCGAGAAGUCCAAGUUUGCAGGAUUUUGCCAGAAGCUGGCGGAGGGUGCCCAGGCUGGGGACCCACUGUGCUGCCACAUCUUUGACAAAGCUGGCGAGGUCCUGGCUCGCCAUGUCGUUGCCGUGCUGCCCAAAAUUGACACGAGCCUGUUCCUGGGGGAGCUGGGGCUGCCCAUCAUCUGCGUGGGCUCUGUCUGGAACAGCUGGGAGAGGAUGCAGGCAGGGUUCAUCCGCAUCCUGGCACAGGCACGGGGGGAGGCCCCCAGCCACUUCUCCCGGUUCAGCCUCCUGAAGCUGAAGCGUUCCUCAGCACUGGGGGGGGCCCGCUUGGGCGCCAGGAGCAUCGACCAGGCUCUGCCCUUGGACUUCACCGGCAACGUGGAUGUCUUCUACACCCAUGUCUUCUAGUCAUAGCCCCCCCUCCGGGACAGAGAGACUCUCUGCAUGUGGCGGCGGGGGUUUGGACACACACGUUUUGUAAUUUUGCAAUAAAAAGGUUGCACUGCUCGAA